CGUCUUUGGGAGUUAAAUAGAUACCUCAGUCCACCAGAUCCUUACUAGAAAGCUUUAAAAACUAGGUUCUCAAGCUUCAACCACUAUGACCUGGCCCCGCCCACGAGGUCGGCCGGCAAAGCCCCUCCCAUCAGGUGGCCCCGCCCCCUGUCCGGGCGCCUGGGCAGGGCGGGGUUGGCCCGCCGGCCGCCCUUCCCGCUUCCUCCCGCCGCAGGCCUCGGCGGUGCCCAGCGCGCGCCCUGCCGCCUCGCUUCCUCCGCCGGCCGGGAGAGGACCGGUCAGGGCUGCUGGGCUCAGCCGUGUGCCGAUGGAAGGGACGGAGGCCCGACAGCGGAGGCUGGAAGGCUGUAGUAGGCCGAAGGAACUGGGGCCAUCCCCCGACCACAGUGCAGGAAGACUCUCCGAGGCUUCCGAAGAUGGACAUCAGGAGGUCUCUGAGAGCCAAAAUGUGGAUGCCAAAUCACUGGAGGCCCAGCACAGCCGAGAGAGUGCCUUGGUCAUUGGCUUUCAGGUGCUAUUACCCUUCCUGUUUGCAGGCCUGGGGCUCUCCUGGGCUGGCUUGCUUCUAAACUAUUUCCAGCACUGGUCAGUGUUCCAGGAGGUUAAAGAUCUGCUGACGUUGGUGCCGCCCCUGGUGGGUCUGAAGGGAAACCUGGAGAUGACAUUGGCGUCUCGGCUCUCUACGUCUGCCAACACUGGGCAGAUGGAUGACCGCCAGGAGAGGUACAGAAUCAUCAGCAGCAACCUCGCUGUGGUUCAGGUGCAGGCCACUAUUGUGGGGCUCCUGGCCGCACUGGCCUCCCUGCUGCUGGGCAUGGUAUCCCGAGAGGAGUUGGAUUGGACUAAGGUGGCAGUGCUGUGCACUAGUAGCGUCAUCACUGCCUUCCUCGCGGCCUUGGCCCUAGGAAUUCUAAUGAUCUGCAUAGUGAUUGGUGCUCGGAAGUUUGGGGUCAAUCCUGAUAACAUCGCCACGCCCAUUGCAGCCAGCCUGGGAGACCUCAUCACGCUGUCCAUCCUGGCCCUGAUAAGCAGCUUCUUCUACAGGCACAGAGAAACAUGGUAUCUGACGCCGCUGGUCUGUGUCAGCUUCAUGGCUCUCACCCCUCUGUGGAUCUUCAUUGCCAAGCAGAACCCACCCAUCAUGAAGAUCCUGAAGUAUGGGUGGUUCCCCAUCAUCCUGGCUAUGGUCAUCAGCAGUUUCGGAGGCCUCAUCUUAAGCAGAACCAUUUCUAAACAUCAGUUUAAAGGCAUGGCUGUCCUGACUCCCGUCAUAUGUGGUGUUGGUGGCAACCUGGUGGCCAUUCAGACCAGCCGCAUCUCCACCUUCCUGCACAUGUGGAGCACACCUGGGGUCCUCCCCGUCCAGAUGAAAAGAUUCUGGCCUAACCCAUGCCUCAUUUUCUGCUCCUCAGAAAUCAACUCUGUGUCAGCUCGAGUCCUGCUCUUUCUGGUGAUCCCAGGACAUCUGAUCUUCUUCUACCUCAUCUGCCUGGUGGAGGGCCAGGCAGUGACAAGCAGCAAGAUCUUUGUGUUCCUGUACCUGGUAGCGGCCAUAAUCCAGGUGGUGAUCCUGCUGUACCUGGCAGAAGUGAUGGUCCGGCUGACCUGGCACCAGGCUCUGGAUCCCGACAACCACUGUAUCCCCUACCUCACGGGCCUGGGGGACCUGCUGGGCACUAGCCUUCUGGCACUGUGCUUCCUCCUGGACUGGCUGCUGACGGGCAGAGCUGACCUUGCAGAGCUGGUUUCAGAGCUGGUUUCUGUGCCUCCCUGACUGAGACUGCCACCUGCAGGUCUCCAUGGGACUUUCCCUCAUGUCCUCAGUGUCCAGCAGGCUGUUCUCCUGCCGUGGCCUCAAGCUGCUAGAUAUCUGCCUGGGCAGUGGCCUCAUCAGUCUGCCAAGGAGACAUGCACACACCUUGAUUCUGAAGUUGGUAGCUGAGCCCGAGGUGCAACCCUGACAUCAUGAGUUCUGCUUGCAAGUGUGACUGAGUAUGUGUGCCUAGCGUGUGUGUGUGACUGAGUAUGUGUGCCUAGCGUGUGUGUGUGUGUGUGUGUGUGUGUGUGUGUGUGUGUGUGUGUAUCUAGGGCAGGCUGUUCUAACCUGAAGAUGCUGAGGAAGGAGCCUGUCACUGCAACCUGAAUCGAGUGGAGCAGGAUGGAACUCGUCCUGUGUCCCCAGGACUACCCAUGCCUUGACUUUGCUGCCAUCACUGGGCUCAGCUCCCUGGACCCACACUACUAGUGCCCUGGGCCCAGUGACCAUGCACUUUCACCCCAGGCAGGCCCUGCGUAGUACCCUCAUCUACCCCAGCGUCUAACCUCGUGGCUGCUUUCUUUUUAUUUCCCCCUUUCUCUGUUUUAUAGCAGAACCCUCUGUUUAGGUUCUGGUGAUCAAGAGUCAUAUAUAUAAUAAAGCAUAGCUGACAUUGUA
Onychomys torridus (southern grasshopper mouse) is the source of this 2434-nucleotide messenger RNA. It is a transcript of the gene Slc41a3, whose product is annotated as solute carrier family 41 member 3. NCBI's taxonomy places the organism in Eukaryota, Metazoa, Chordata, Mammalia, Rodentia, Cricetidae. The transcript is spliced from 11 exons. The coding region runs from base 86 to 1774 and encodes 562 amino acids. The record is from RefSeq and is a predicted model, not a curated record. Gene Ontology annotation, biological process: monoatomic cation transport. Gene Ontology annotation, cellular component: plasma membrane. Gene Ontology annotation, molecular function: monoatomic cation transmembrane transporter activity.